AUGAAAUUCUCGGCUUUCGUAUUAAUGGUUUCCGCCGUCAUGGGUGGUCAAGCUCUUGCUGCAUCACUCCUAGAGACAUACGAGGCGCAGUAUCCUACCUGCUCUUUACUCUGCAUGGCAGAGUAUGUGCCAACAUCGGGAUGUUUGACAGGAUCAGACUAUGAGCAGGUCGCUUGCCUUUGCACCAACGCACCUCUCCAAGCCAACAUUACCACAUGCGUUAGAUCAGGCUGUACUACGUAUGAGGGCCUAGAAACCAAAAAUAUCACGUAUACAAUGUGCGGUCAGCCAGUCCGCGACGAUUCUGCCACUCCCCUCCUCGUCGGUGUCAUUGGGGGCGCCAUCGCCCUGCUCGUCUUCAUCAUGCGCAUGUGCGCCACCCUACCCCAUAAAGGUCGCCAGCUGGGCUGGGACGACUAUACCAUGGCUAUUACCGUGGCUCUCGCUGUCCCUCCCACCGUCUUUUCUGUUUUACUGUCAGAUAAUGGCUUGGGCAAAGAUAUGUGGACAUUACCGCUCCAGAAUAUCGAAAACGUUCUUUUUUAUUACUAUUUAGGAGAAAUCUUUUACUUUGCCUCCUUGUCCUUUAACAAAAUCUCUCUUUUGUUAUUCAUUCUUCGCGUUUUUCCCGACAGACAGUUCCGCCAGCUGGUUUUUGGCGUUUGCGGCCUUUGCGUUGGGUAUGGCGUGAGCUUCGUGAUUAUCACGGCGUUCCAAUGCAACCCCAUCAACCACUCCUGGCUGCAAGUUGACAGCACCCACUUGGGGCACUGCAACAACAUCAGUCUCCAAUCGUGGAUGAGUGCAGUCUGCAACAUCGUUAUUGAUCUCAUCAUCAUUGUGCUACCUCUGAAGAACUUGUACGGUCUUCAGAUACGGCUAAAGAAGAAGAUAAUGAUCAUGUUCAUGUUUUCUUUGGGUAUCUUUGUCACCAUUGUCAGUGCUAUUCGACUUCGCUCUUUGAUCCAGUUUGCGUCCACAGAAAACCCGACUUGGGAUUACAACGAGGCAGCUUGGUGGAGUACAAUCGAGCUUCAUGUCGGCAUUAUUUGUGCUUGUCUCCCGAGUCUACGGUCUCUAUUCAUCAAUCUCGGUGUCAGGAUUCUAGGAAGCAGCAGUGAUAAGUCUCGAGCCACAGCUUAUGGAACAAAUGCCUCUGGCCAUGGAUUGAGCCGCAACGGAGGCCCAGAGAAGCAAGUAUCUCACAGUGUCCCCAAGCGCGGCGACGAAGGUGACUUCAUUCCGCUGGUCGACGUGAAUGACAAAGCAGCAAAGAGCCAUUUCCAGACGGCCAUCGGAGAGGCCGAGAGUUAUGAUUCGGACAUCCACGAUGGCAAAAUUGGUUACGAAGCAAAAGCCUACCGGUGA
Molecule: messenger RNA, 1368 nt
Organism: Pestalotiopsis fici W106-1
Lineage: Eukaryota; Fungi; Ascomycota; Sordariomycetes; Amphisphaeriales; Sporocadaceae
Exons: 6
Coding region: 1-1368 (455 amino acids)
Source: RefSeq, a predicted model, not a curated record